Molecule: messenger RNA, 1959 nt
Organism: Glarea lozoyensis ATCC 20868
Lineage: Eukaryota; Fungi; Ascomycota; Leotiomycetes; Helotiales; Helotiaceae
Exons: 8
Coding region: 1-1959 (652 amino acids)
Biological process (GO): DNA-templated transcription
Molecular function (GO): DNA binding; zinc ion binding
Source: RefSeq, a predicted model, not a curated record
AUGUCUCUCGACAACAACGGGGAGCUAUUGCAACUCAAAAAGGACAAGACUCUUGUUGAAAUCCUGGACCGGCUGAAGAGCCUGGAAGGCAAACUUGACCGAAUUCCCAUUCGAGAUUCACAUGCUUCUAUUUCUGGACCUACACAACAAUCUCCUUCAAGUCAGCACUCUUCUGCCGUCGAUGCCGAUCCAAAUUCAUAUUCCUACCCUAAUACUAAUCGUCUACCCUCUUACCAACCAAGUCCCGGCCGUGGAACCAGAAGUCAGCCAUACCGACAUGCCUCUGCCGCUCAUAAAAUGCUCACAUGGCCCGCUAUUCAGCAGCUUUUGAUACAAGCCGUGCCAGCCAAUGUUGGAGACAUGAGGAGUUUGGAACAAGAGGGCUCUGCGUUCAUAGUGCGCAUGCAUCAGGGCCAGGGCCCUAUGCCCAUGGACGAAUGUUUGGAAGAAACCGCGUUUCUUGGGAUGCAAACACCAGCAACGAGGGCUACUGGCGGUCCCAGAGUCACCUUUCCCGACUUGACCCGGGACGUGAUGCAGCGUUUAGCGAAUGCAUACUUCGAUUCUUUCAAUAUGUUAUACCCCUUCAUGGACAGACAGAAUUUUAUGGCAGAUAUUCUCGCAAUGGUCCAGACGGAAGGGUUCGAUGGCGAGACUGAAUCGGUGUUGGCGUUAUUGGUAUUUGCACUUGGCGAGCUGGCUAUCGAGGGCGCUACAGGAAUACCCGUUGAAACAUAUAAAGGCAGGCCUAGUGGCGUUAGGGGAGGCUCUCAACACAAACCCCCUGGCCUUUCGCUAUUCAACGAGGCUAGGAAACGUCUUGGCUUCGUGCUCACGAAGUGUGAUCUCGAAAAUGUCCAAAUCUUUUCCCUGGCAGCGCUUUACUAUGAGAAUUGCUCUCGACACCUCGACUUCUGGAGACUGACCGUGUCCGCGUCACAAGCCUGUCAAAUCAUGGUCACGUGUAACACGAUCGAUUGGAAUUCUCCUCGAGGCGAUCUUACCAAGCGUGCCUAUUGGCAUUGCGUAUUGAUGGAAACGGGGUUGCAUCUUGAGCUCGAUCUGCCACUCACUGGUAUUAUGGCUCUAGAGCCCAACGUUCCUUUGCCUAGUUUUGAUGCUGCAUACUGCGAAGCAGAUCAUCGUGGGAACCAGGCCUCGCAUUUCGAAGCUCACUAUGCGUCGCAACUUGCGCUUAGAAGAUUAUGCGCUGAUCUCCACAACGCUAUUAAUGAUUCGAUGAGAAACCCCGAGACAUCCUCAAAUUCGAAUAGCGAGGACUUUGUUGGCGCCACUCCCAGUGUCUUGAAGCAAUUAAAUUCAAGAUUGACGCAGUGGCGAGGAAUGCUUCCAUCCGAUCUUCAAUGGUCUGACCAAGAUUCAGCUGCCUUUCCUGGCCCUCAGAAGGAAAAUCCGCAGGCCAAUCAUUCCCUGGACCCCGAACUCUCCCCACAACGAAUCAGUCGCGCUGGACGAUCUUUAUUCACUACCGAUUUGGAUCGUGAGCCUGUACAUUACAUGUACGUUUAUGACAUUCAAGUGGCCUUAUUGCGAACGCGGUAUUAUUACGCCAAGUACAUGGUCUACCGACCUUUCAUUUUCAAGGCUCUACAUUACCCAGAGAUGAUGUCGCAUCAAGAUGCGGAAGGUGUUGCUGAAUGUUUGCGGACAUGCUUGAAAUGGCCCAUCACGCUUUCGCCCACAUCACGUCGCAAACGGCUAAUCCCAUACUUAUUCUGCUGGUCGCAGAACUUCCUCGGUAUCCUCCUCAUUUUACACAUGACGCGACACAAUCCCAUGCUGCGCGACAUCCGGGCAACAAUGUGCGGAGAGAAUUUCGAGACGGAAGUCGAAGAAAGUAUCGCGCUGAUGAUUGAUUAUAUACGGGACUUGAAAAGUAGCGAUCCGAUAGCGACAUGGUGCUGGAAUAUCGUCUCGGGGAUCUACAACAUCGAAUGA